This is a messenger RNA of Acanthosepion pharaonis, 1305 nucleotides long. Lineage: Eukaryota; Metazoa; Mollusca; Cephalopoda; Sepiida; Sepiidae. The record is from the annotation of a GenBank genome assembly.
AUGCCGUACCCGAGUAUUUGUCAGGCAUUGGAAGAACCAAUGCAGGUGGAUGUAAUUGCUGAGGAAAAAGACAAUGGUAAAAAAGGGUUUACCGUUGAAAAUGCCACUCUGGAUCUGGAAUCUUAUAGCAAGCAUUAUGAAGGAUUUGUGAAGCUCAACAGACUGCUCUUCAUUAUUAACCAUUGUCCAACUCUGAAAACGGAAACUCUUCAGCUUGCCUUGGAUUGUGUACAGACAACACACGACACAAAUCUUUAUCAACAAAUAUACAAGCAGCUGCAAGAAAUGGCCUCUUCAUCAUCAAAUAGCUCAGUGAAAGUUCCCCCUCUAGACAAUCAUUGGAUUGAAACAACCAAUCGCAAAGCACAACAAACGUUAGAAAAACUUGAUUCUGAUCUAAAAAAUUAUAAAACCAAUUCUAUUAAAGAAAGUAUACGACGAGGCAAUGAUGACUUAGGAGACCAUUACUUGGAUAUGGGAGAUUUAUGCAAUGCCUUGAAAUGUUAUUCUAGGGCCCGAGACUACUGCACCAGCCCCAAACAUGUGGUUAAUAUGUGUCUAAAUGUCAUCAAGAUUAGCAUAUUCAUAGAAAAUUGGCCUCAGGUGAUCAAUCAUAUCCAAAAAGCUGAAAAUACAAUACUUCGAUCUGAGAUGCUUUCUGUAAAUAAUGUAGCUACUUAUGGUACGCUAUGUGCUCUGGCUUUGUUUGAUCGUCAAGAACUGCAGAAAAAUGUCAUCUCUAACCUUGGUUUCAAAAUGUUCUUGGAGUCAGAACCUCAGCUGAGGCACAUUCUGAAUACAUUCAACCAAUCCAAAUACUAUUUCUGUCUGAAGUUAAUGGAAGAAAUAAAAAAUAAUUUAUUAUUAGAUAUAUUUUUGGCACCACACAUCAAAAAAUUGUAUACACUAAUUAGAAACAAAGCUCUUUGUCAGUAUUUCAGUCCCUAUCUCUCUGCUGAUAUGCACAAGAUGGCUGAAGCAUUCAAUACAAAUGUAAAGGAUUUAGAAGAUGAGUUGAUGCAACUAAUUUUGGAGGGUCAGAUUAAUGCUAGGAUAGACUCACAUAACAAGAUUUUAUAUGCCAAAGAUAUCGAUCAGCGGAGUUCAACUUUUGAGAAAUCUAUAGCCAUGGGACAAGAAUAUGAACGCAGAACAAAAGCAAUGAUAUUACGGUCAGCACUUAUAAAAUAUCAUCUUCUAGUAAUGUGUCCUGUCCUUAAAGAGAAAAGCCCAGCAGCUUCUGAAGUAGCUACCCCUUCAGGCAAUUCAACACCAGUUCAAAAAUUACCAGUCAUUCCAAUGUAG